UUUCGUAACAAUUCAGGCGAUGACUCUGUGAGCCGCGUAGCAACAAGUGGGAGAAACAUAGUUUAUAUACAUCUAAAAUGUCUCCGAUAAAGGAGUUAAAAAUCGUUUAUGAAUUUCUAAACGAGGAUGGCAGUUUUUCAGAAGGAGAUCCUAUCGCAGGCACAGUCAGUUUUACUUUGACAGAAGACACAGAGGUGAAGGGGCUGCUCGUGAAAGCCAAGGGGGAGGCGCGCGUGCACUGGUCAGAGGGUACUGGAGAGAGAAGAAGAUCGUAUCAUGCGUCCAGGAGAUACUUCAAAGUCAAAGAGUACUUGAUUCCAGAGACUGGCACUCAACUUCCCAAAGGAGUGCAUCGCUUUAAGUUCAGGCUUCAAAUCCCCCAGGGCAACAUGCCAUCAUCGUUCAAGGGGAUACAUGGAAAUAUUCACUACUUGCUUGUAGCAAAGAUGUCAAGGAGCUGGCGGUGGCCUGCUAAAGUACAACAAGAGCUUAAAUUUGUUUCUAAGUCCAUUUCCUACCCUGGCAAAGUAAUGUGUCCCCAGUCUGGUUCAGUGGAAAAAGAGUUGGGGGUUUUCCAUAAAGGAAAGGUCCAAAUGUCUGCUACCCUGAACACUAAGUUCUGCUCUCCAGGUGACACUUUGUCUGCUGUUGCCAAAAUCAGCAACAACUCCACCAAAAACAUGAAGCCUAAAUUCAGUAUAGAGCAGAGAAUUGCGUACCAUGCCCAAGCUCGCUCCAAACACAGUGUCGAAAGUCUGUGGAAAUCGGUUGGUGAGACUAUCACGGGGAACUCAGAGGAAAAUGUGUCCUGCCAAGUGCAAGUUCCUGCCAAUAUCAUCUACACUGUUCAAAAUUGUGACAUCAUCUCAGUUGAACAUUACCUUAAGGUGUAUUUGGACAUCAGUUUUGCCUUUGACCCAGAGGUGGUGUUUCCACUGGUCAUCGUUCCUCCCGGCUUUGCUGCACUUCAGCCUGGGGAGGCUAUGGGGCCUUAUCCAGCUGGGGCUGCUGGGGCCCCAAGUUACAGCGACUUCCCUCCCCCUGCCUUCCCUGUUGGACCUUAUCCUGCACCAGCAGGUUCAGGUGCUUAUGGAAACCCAGCACUAUAUCCCACUCUGCCUGCAAACAUGACAAGUGGCUAUAAUAAUCCAUGGCCACAACAGGCCGCUCCAUACGGGUUUCCAACUGCAGCUUCAUCUACAGCGCAGCAUCAAACCCCGACUGCUCCACCUCUGUUUCAACAGGCAGAUGCACCUCCAUCUUACGCAUCCAUUUUCCCCCCUGCUCAGGACACCUUCAGUACAACAGGGUCAGAUAAAAAAAGCUGAACUUUACAGAGAAGACAAAUAACCAUGACUUAUACAUGAUACAGACAGAUCAUGUUUGGUACGUAAAGUUUGUGUUCUGAUGUCAAACCAAAAUAACUGCAGUGGUGAAAAUAGACUGAGGGUUUUGCUAGCAUAUUAUCCCAAGCUUAAUCGCUUCAUAUUGUUGUUCUCUCACCUCCAGCUUCAUGCAUCCUGAACACACGAUUCAAUUUUUAACGCCUGUAUGGUGUUGAAAGCAGCAACCAAACACUUGACAUUAUGUAUAGCAAAUGAUUAAUUUAAACAGUUUCAGUGGGCACAUAAAAAACAUUUCAAAAAAUAUUUUCUAAGACUGAAAUUAUGGAUAUGGAAUACUAAACUGUUUAAGAGUAAAUGUAUUAAAUAGUCUUUCAGAUGAGAAUUCCCCAAAUUAUGCAAAAGAACAUUUUUGUUUACUAGUUUGCUUCUUUGAGCAAGCUUUAAGUCGUCUAAGUCUUUCAGUUUGAAUAAUCUACCCAGCCUGGCUACUCACUGCUCAUUGCUGUAGGUAUGCUGUGCUACAGGGUUAGCAACUAAACGAGUCCAUUAUUGCGCAACAGCCCCCUUGUUCUUUGACUCAGGGGUUUUCAGCUGUGCUACUGGGUUAGCUGCUGAUGAGAGGCUGUCAGAGAGACUCUGAGUUGGAAGUAAACCUUGUGCACAAUUGCACAUGCACCAUACAGAAGCAGGAAUUUGUCUUCACUUUUGCUUGUGAAUCCAGUUAACUCCAUCCUCUUAAUUAGCCCAAAACAGGUGCUGCUAUGUUUGUUCUUGACUGUUUUGUUUGUCUUCUGACCUGUACAUAUGUACAUUAGGUUACAUAUUUUAUUAAUUAAUUUAUUUUAUGUAUUUUAUGUAUAUUUUAUGCAUUCUAGUAUCCUUUUCAUUUUGGCUACUGCUAGCAGUGCUAAUUAGGCCCACUUAAGACCAAAUGAGUGUCUGCAGUGUUAGCUUCCAUCUGUAUAGAGCCUUUGCUUAAUAUAACUCCAUUCAAUACGUCUCUGCUCUGCCAUUUGUAAACUUGUAUUGUUUUAAUUCACAUUUAUUCUGCAAGUUUGGUUAGUUAUAAUAGUAUAUAUUGUAUUCAUAGCCAGUCGUCAUGGAAUCAGUUGUAGGUUAAAUAGCUUUAAAUAUCUUAACUGUUAAUUGCUGCCUAGCUGUCAGCUGUUCCCUUCAGGGGAUUAUUCAAUAUUGGUGGCUGGCACCAUUGUGGCCUCAUGAUUUCACCUUAUGGAAGUGCUGUUCAUAGCAGUGCAUGCCAUUCAGACUCACAAUGACUGAUUUAAUGGUUUGUGUUAUUAUUAUUAUUAUUAUUAUCAUGUGUGUUAUGGUUUUUAUUCCUCUCUUAUCAGAAAAUGUAUGUAAACAACAACAGUUACUCCGGUACACCCUGUCAGUAAAUAAAGUUUUUUAACUGAAAA
This is a messenger RNA of Plectropomus leopardus (leopard coralgrouper), 2767 nucleotides long. Lineage: Eukaryota; Metazoa; Chordata; Actinopteri; Perciformes; Serranidae. The record is from RefSeq and is a predicted model, not a curated record.